Vombatus ursinus (common wombat) is the source of this 2846-nucleotide messenger RNA. Its product is annotated as tubulin polyglutamylase TTLL13P-like. Gene Ontology annotation, biological process: protein polyglutamylation; microtubule cytoskeleton organization. The record is from RefSeq and is a predicted model, not a curated record. Lineage: Eukaryota; Metazoa; Chordata; Mammalia; Diprotodontia; Vombatidae. Gene Ontology annotation, cellular component: cilium. Bases 6 to 2474 code for a protein of 822 amino acids. Gene Ontology annotation, molecular function: tubulin binding; tubulin-glutamic acid ligase activity. The transcript is spliced from 15 exons.
GAAGUAUGGAGAAUGCUGUCUGCAAAACUAGUGAAUCAGAGGAAGACUAUGGUGAGGAAGAGGAGUCAGAGGAGGAAAAUGUUAAAAGGGGCGCAGGCCCCUCUAAUGCUUCGCAGCAGAGCAACACUGAGGCAGGUGGGAGCGGGGCCCCCUCUUCCACUGUCAAAAAGUUGCAGAAGAAAACAGCAGCUCCCUCUGAGCCAGAGGACUCAGAUGUUGGGAGGAAAAAGAGGCGGCGGAAAAGAAGGGUCUUGACUAUCAACCUGACCAAUUGCAAGUAUGAAAGUGUUCGACGAGCAGCUCAGCUCUGUGGCCUGAAGGAGGUGGGGGAGGAUGAGGAAUGGACAGUGUACUGGACGGACUGUUCUGUCUCACUGGAGCGCGUUAUGGACAUGAAGAGGUUUCAGAAAAUCAACCACUUUCCAGGAAUGACAGAAAUCUGUCGCAAAGAUCUUCUGGCCCGAAAUCUCAAUCGUAUGCACAAGCUCUAUCCUUCUGAGUACAAUAUCUUCCCCCGGACCUGGUGCCUUCCUGCAGACUACGGGGACUUUCAGAGCCAUGGACGUCAGCGAAAAACUCGUACUUACAUCUGUAAGCCAGACAGUGGCUGCCAGGGACGGGGUAUUUUCAUCACUCGGAAUCCUCGGGAGAUCAAACCAGGAGAGCACAUGAUCUGUCAGCAGUAUAUAUCCAAGCCCUUCCUCAUUGAUGGCUUCAAGUUUGAUAUGAGAAUCUAUGUCCUGAUCACAUCCUGUGACCCACUUCGUGUCUUCAUGUAUGAAGAAGGCUUAGCCCGCUUUGCUACGAUGCCUUACAUGGAACCCAGCAUCAGCAAUCUGGAUGACGUCUGCAUGCACCUGACCAACUAUGCCAUCAACAAACAUAAUGAGAAUUUUGUCCGAGACGAGACCAUAGGCAGCAAGAGGAAGCUGUCAACACUCAAUACCUGGCUGAGGGAUCACAGCUACGAGCCAAAAGAACUGUGGGGGGACAUCGAGGACAUCAUCAUCAAGACCAUAAUCUCUGCUCAUUUCAUCCUUCGACACAACUAUCGAACCUGCUUUCCACAAUAUUUGGGUAGUGGCACUUGUGCCUGCUUUGAGAUCCUUGGCUUUGAUAUCUUACUGGACCAUAAGCUGAAGCCCUGGCUACUAGAGGUCAAUCACUCUCCGAGCUUCACCACAGACUCAUGCCUUGACCGGGAAGUGAAAGAUGCACUUCUUGGUGAUGCCAUGAACCUUAUCAACCUACGAGGCUGUGACAAGAAGAAGGUGCUAGAAGAGGAUAAGCGGAGAGUUAAGGAGAGACUUUUCCAGUGUCAUCAGCAACCACGAGAACCCCGGCGAGAACAGAUGGAGUCAUCAAAUGCAGCAAUGCUGGACCAGGAGAGGUAUGAGAACUCCCACCUAGGCGGUUACCGGCGUAUCUACCCUGGGCCAGACACUGAGAAGUAUGCACCUUUCUUCAUGCACAAUGGCUCCCUUUUCCAGGAGACUGCUGCCUCUAAAGCAAGGGAAGAAUGUGCCAGGCAGCAACUGGAGGAGAUCCGCCUGAAGCAGGAACAGCUUGAGGCCACAGGCAACAAGAAAAGGAAAGAAAAUAAGGAUGUCAACCAGGGCGAAUCAGCAGGAGAGAAGAACAGGUCCAGGGUAGGGCCCAAGAGCCUGCCUGCUCGUUUGAACUACAUAAGGUCCAGGAACCAAGAAAAGCAGCUUCCAGCAGUACACGUGGACACCAUGCAGCCUCAAGAAAUUGUGGAGGAGGAAGAGCUGGAGCGGAUGAAGUCCCUUCUCCAAAGGGAGAAUCUUAUUCGAAGUCUGGGUAUUGUAGAUCAGCUCACCCGCAUGCUGCACCCUCCUCCACGAUCCCAGAACAAAUUCCCUGCAAGUCAGGCUAGAUUCCACCAGGACGGACUUGGCAACCGAGACGUGCGGUCUGUGAAUCUCAUCCCUUUGUCCCUUCUAAGAGAAGGGUCCGUCCCAGAACUGGGCCCUAACUUCAUACAACCAGUCCGGACUCACACAUUCAUUCCCAACAUCCUGGGUCCACUGUCAAACAUGAGAGCAACCAUCCCCCAUCCCUCCCAGUGCCAGCUGCAGCCCAAGAACCUCAACUGGUUAGGUACCUCUUCUACAGGAAGUGGCUCCUGCUCACUUACAAUGAAGAAGUCAGGCAGACGUUAUUUUUCCAGUGCUCGAGGCAAGCACCAUAGCCAGGGCCAAACAAACCGAAGGCUAGAAGCCAUGAACCGGGCAUUUGCUGGAUCAGUGCCACCCACCCUAACCCCAAGGCAGGGCUACCUUCUGCACCCUGAGAGAGAGGCAAGUGACUCGUGGGCUGGCUGCAGCUUGCCCUCUAUGACGGAAUCCAGGCACAGAGCCACGACCCGCGAACUGACCCUGUGUCCUGCCUCAGCACCUCUUCUCCAGCACUCCAAUGCACUGGGUCUCCUCAACAUCAGCCACCACAGGUGAUGGACCUGAGCCCAGGGCCGGAAGAAUGAACCUACUGGUCCCUGGAAAUCAGAGAGCGGAAGUACCAUCUGGGCCGAAAAGAGAGCAGGAGACUGCUCCCUAGGUCCGACCUCGGACCCGAGCCCAGCGCGUAGCAACGCAGAGCCGAGCCCGGAGCCCAGGGACCGGCGUGGGGCUGCCUGCGCUUAGGAGGACGUCGGCGUGGUGCGGUGUGACGUAAGGCCUGGCGUGCGCGCGCGCCGGGGGAGGGGCGCGCCGCCUCCUCUCGGCCGCCCUUAGCCGAUGGGGCCACUCGGGGGCAGCCGCAGCUGGAACCGAGACUGAGUUCUUUGCAAUUGUAUCAGUCUUUUUAUUAAAGUUUUAUAGAGUUUG